Messenger RNA from Cyprinodon tularosa, 6820 nucleotides. It is a transcript of the gene golga4, whose product is annotated as golgin A4. The transcript has 25 exons. Gene Ontology annotation, molecular function: small GTPase binding. Gene Ontology annotation, biological process: Golgi vesicle transport. The record is from RefSeq and is a predicted model, not a curated record. Bases 142 to 6468 code for a protein of 2108 amino acids. Gene Ontology annotation, cellular component: Golgi apparatus. Lineage: Eukaryota; Metazoa; Chordata; Actinopteri; Cyprinodontiformes; Cyprinodontidae.
GCGCAUGCGCAGAAGACGUUGUUACCUGCUGAUGCGAACAGGGAAGUCGAGGCCCCGAAGACUGGAUAACGGGCUGAAAAUAAAACCAAUUUACUGACGUAUAGUUAAAGUGUCCCAUCCACUUGCCGGUUGCGUGAUAAAAUGUUUAAGAAACUUAAGCAGAAGAUAAACGAGGAGCAGUCUCCGCAGAGGAAUUUGCAGACAGGACAGCAGCAGGCCCAGCAGACAGGCAGUGGAGACCGACGCGGCAGUCAGACCCUCCCUCUCCAUCAUGACGGCUCACCCUUCCCCAGUGACAGACAGAUGCUGGCCGGGAUGAUAGCAGAGCCCGCUUUUCUCUCUGAGUAUACUAUCUUUGCUCUGGACCAUUCAAAUCGACCCAAAACGGCCCAGGUAGCCAGUGUGACUGCCUCCAAAGGACUUGGACGAUCUCCCAGAGGUAGCAUCAAUGGAGAUGACAGUGCUUCUCCUCAUCAGAGAGAGGAGUCGCAGGCACAAUCGUUUGCGCAGAAACUGCAGCUGAAAGUUCCUUCAAUGGAGUCACUGAUUCGUAGCGGUGCCAGUCGGGCUGAAAAUCUGUUUCGCUCCUCAUCUAAAGAAAACCUGGUUCGGAGCCCCUCACAUGACUCCCUGACACCUUUGGGAGAACAUGAGCCCUCGGGGGCCCCAGCGUAUGACCCUCCCUCAGAUAUCGAAAGCGAAGCUGAGGAGCCACCAGGGAGCGCAGAGGCUCUUUCUAAAGAGCAGUUGGUGCACCGGCUGCUUCAGGUGGAGAGGAGUUUAGGGAAGUACAGAGGAAAGUACUCUGAGCUGGUGACUGCAUACCGCACAGUGCAUCGAGAAAAAGAGAAAACACAGGCCAUCCUCAGUCAGAGUCAAGAUAAAGCACUACGCAGGAUAGGGGAGCUACGUGAGGAGCUACAAAUGGACCAGCAGGCCAAGAAACACCUGCAGGAUGAGUUUGAUGCUGCACUGGAGGAGAAGGACCAGAUGAUCAGUGUCCUUCAAACACAGGUGGCCUUAUUGAAAAAACGAGUUAAAGGAGUUUCUGACGAGCCUCUUCCUUCUGAGGCUGAAGCGGCUUCAGAUUCUACCUCUGCUGCUGAAAGCCCAUCAAAAGAACAAGGAGUGGAAUCAGAGACACAUGAGGUAGAGGGCAACAGUGAUCCAGCCAAACUCAUGGAGGAUCUUCAGAAAAGGGUUAAGAGGCAAGAAAACCUGCUACACAAGUGCAAGGAAGUGAUGCGGACACACAAGGAGCGGAGCAUACAGCUGAGCAGUGAGAACGAGGCUCUGCAGCUGCAGCUGCAGGAGAGACUUCAGGAGUUGGAGAAAAUAAAGGAUGUGCAUACUACAGAAAAGACUAAGUUGAUCACUCAGCUACGGGAUGCCAAAAAUCUUAUUGAGCAACUGGAGCAGGACAAGGGAAUGGUUAUCGCUGAAACCAAGCGGCAGAUGCACGAGACUCUGGAAAUGAAAGAAGAGGAGGUUGCACAGUUACGCUCCAGACUCCAGCAGGCUGUAACCCAGAAGGAGGAAUUACAAGAGCAGAAGGAAAAGGCUGAGAAAUCAGCUUUUGAAGAGCUAGAACGGGCUCUGGGUGAGGCUCAGAGGGCAGAGGAGGCCAGAAAACAGCUGCAAGUCCAGCUUGAGGAGAGAGUAAAAGAAGUAGAAAGGACAAGUGAGGAGGAAAGGAAGAAUCUUCAGCAGGAGCUCACAAGAGUUAAACAGGAAGUUGUUGCAAUAAUGAAGAAAUCUUCAGAGGAAACUGUAGCUAAUUUGGAAAAAGCCCACAGCGAAGCUUUAGCUGCUAAAGAAGAGGAAAUAAAGGAAAGAAUCAGCAAAGCAGUGGAGCAAUGUAAAGUGGAGUUUGAGCAGUUAUCUAAGGAACAAGAACAGCAGGCCUCUCUGGCAAUGGAGGAUGCAGAGUUACAGAAGACCGCUAUUAGAAUGGAAGCUGAUAAUAAAGUGAAGGAGAUACAGCUGGAGCUGGAGGCUGCCAGAACAAGGAUUUUGGAGAUGGAAAGCUCUGUUAGCAAUAUCUCCCAAGAUGAAUCCAGUUUGUCUCAACAACUUUCCAUUCAGUUGGAAGAGCUGAAGAAUAACCAUGAAGAGCAAAUCGCCGGAUUAAAAGCAAAACAACAGGAUUUGCUAGAAAAUGAGAAGGAUGCUCUAAUCCAGCAGCAUAAUGCUGCUUUAGAGGAUAUCAAGGAGAAACACAGAGCGGAAAUGGAGACCCUCCUAAAAGAUAAGGAGCUACAGUUCCAGGCUCAUGUUGAAGACAUUAACCUGAAGACUUUGGAGAAACUGGAUGGGAAGCAGUCAGAGUUGGAGGCCCUUUCUGCUGAGCUUUCAGAGGUUUUAAACAGUAAACAAAGUUUGGAAGAGAGGCUGGUGGCAGCUCAAGAGAGCGCUAAGGUAGCUCUACAGGAAUAUGAGCAAAAGCUUCAAGAGCAGGUGUCAAAACACAGUGCUGAGGUUGAAAGUAUCAAACAUGAGCAUGAGCAAUCUAUUGGAGGGGUAGAGAAAACUUUGAAACAGGAGCUUAAUGCAUUGAAGAUUGUUCUGAGGGAAAAGGAUAAAGAGGUUGAAGAACUUCUUCUUAGAGAGAAAACAGUACAGGAGAAAGAACAUUCCACUGCAAAAAAUCUAGAAAUAAAGAUUAGGGAGAUUGAAGAGCUGCAACAGAGUUUAUUGCAAACUCAGCAAGAAAACACAAGCUUGAAGGAAUCAAAUGCUCAGUUAAAUAAGGCCUCAGAGGAUCUGGAUCAGUGUCAGAAGAGUUUGGCAGAGCUGAAGGAUCAGUUGGAAAUUGCCAACAACAAAUGUCAGGAAAAAGAGAAGAUGCUCCUAGAAAUGCAGAAUCAGUUAGAAGAAAUCAAAGAGAAGCUCUUAGAGAAGGAGAGAAUAUAUGCAGCAGAGCAACAAAAACACCUAGAAGAGCAAAGAUGCCUUAAGAAACAACUGGAUGAUGAAAAAGCUGCUCAUGAACUCCAGCUAAAAAGCACUAUAUCUGAGAUGGAAUCAAAGAUGAAAAAACAGGAAACAAAGAUGGAAAAGGUAAAGCAAAAGGCCAAAGAAAUGCAGGAGAGCUUCAAGAAAAAGCUACAACAAAACGAAGAAAAUAUGAAGCAGGAACUCGCAAAAAAGGAGGUGGAACUUCAGCAGAAAGAGCAGCAAAUCCAAGAAAAAAUUGUGGAGAUGGCUCAGAAGAGCUCACAAGGCCUCAGCAGUGCUGUAUCAGAUCUGCAGGCAAACCAUAAAGAAGAGCUAGAGAAACUGCACACAACCCAUAAGCAAGAGAUGGAAGCACUGGGGCAUCGUUGGCAAGAGAAACUUGCCCUGCAGGAGGAAGAGCUAACAGAGAAACAUUCACUCAGCCUUCAAGAGAAAGCUCAGGAACUGGAGGAAACAUCUCAGCAACUCAGCAGAAACCAGACGGACUACCAACAAGUGCUGCAAGAACUGAGAGAUCUAAAGGAGGACCUGGCAAUCCGUGAAACUACUGUGCAGAAGCUGCAGGAAGAACUUAAUGAAGCAGCAGUUAAACUGGAAAGUUUGACUCAGGGAGAAGCACUGCUAAAGGAGCAAAUCGAGACGACGGAGAGGAACCUGAACCAGGCUCUGAAUGAGAGAAACGCCCUUCAAGAUAAGCUGAAGACUGCAGAAGAAGAAAGUAAAGCAAGUUUAAAGACUCUGUCUGAUAAGUUGAAUGAAACGGAGGAACAGCUUCAAGCACUGAAAACUUCCAGAGCAACAGACACUAAAGAUAUGGAGAGUAAAAUGGAGCAAACUUCUGCACAGCUGCAAGCGAAGGAAGCUGAAUUCCAGCAGCAGUUAGAUAUGAUCAUCGACAAAAUGGACCAUUAUUGUAAGGAGGUUCAGUCUAAAGUAGAGUAUUCCUCUGAUGAACUCAAACAGCGAGUAGAAUGUCGCGUUAAAGAGCUGAAUGAUAGACUGCUGUGCAGUCAGGGGAGCCUGGGGCGCUUACAAAGCAUUUUCCGUUCCAAGUUGGAUAGAAUAUGCACUUUAGAGGAAAAUCUCCUCCAGCACACAGAGGAGAACAAGAAUCUAUGCAUUUCAUUAGAACACAUGACUGCUCAGGUAGAUGUUCACAAAGAGCAUAUCAAAGCCUUAACUCAAGAGAAGGAGAGCAGCUCUCUUUCAGUCAGCCAGCAGCUUCAGGAAAUGGAGGAACUGAGCGAAGCAAACAGAACCAUGUUAGAAAACAUGAAAACAAAUGAGUUGCUUAUCACCGACUUGAAAAAUCAGCUUGCAAGUAGCAUGCAGGACAAGGAGGAAGCCAUAAACAAGCUGAAGGAGCAGUACGAGAAGGAGAGACAAGAGAGCAUGGACAGAUUAGAGCAGGAGAGAACGGCUGCAUUGGAGCAGGCGGAGGUGCUGAGGAUAAGCCUGAUGGAGCAGGAGAAGAAGGCCGAGGCAAAGUGCAACCAGAAUGAAGACACUGUUAAAGCUCUGCAGAACAGGCUCGAAGUGCUGGAGAAAGAAAUCUCAGAAAAGAAUGAAGCUCUGCAAAGGUUGUCGGCAAGUAUUGACAAUCAGUCCAUCAGCAAGUCUGAGAUGGACCAAGUGUUGAGUGAAAAAGAGCAGAAAGUCAGUGACCUCACAUCAGAACUUAAAAGCUGCAUCAGCCGACUUUCUGAGCUUCAGGAGACGCUCGACCUAAAGAAGACAGAAUGCGAGCAGCUCACAUCAGAGCUCAAACAGCAGCAUAUCAGCAGGGAGAACGAGAAGAAGGAGUUGGUGGAGCAGCUGCAUCAUGUCCAAAUGCAGUGUGCUCAAAACGGUAAUUUAGAACAAGAGAUGGUAGAAAAAUUGAGCUCCCUUGAGGAGGAGAACAAAAAGUGUAAACUUGCACUGGAGAAUCAAAGAGAGGAAUUUGAAAGGAUGAAAGAUGAGAUUAACAAGAGCAAGGAGGAGAGUCUCAAAGGAACUGAGGAGAGGUUAUCUGCAGAGAGCGCUCGGAAGAUAUCAGAGUUGAAAAAGAAAGCGGAGCAGAAAAUUAGUCAGAUCAGAAAACAGUUAACAGCACAGCUUGAGGAGAAGGAGCAGACAAUUAGGUCUCUCCAGAGUAGCCUGGAGGAAAACAAGAGCAAUGAGACCUUGAACAAAAAACAAGUGCAGACCUUAGAGGAAAAAAACAGAUUGCUUGAAGAAGAUCUUGUCAGGGUUAGAGAAGAGCAGGAGAAAAUUCUGAGUAACGAGAGGCUUGAGAAAGAGAGAUCUUUAGAAGAGCUGAGAGUCGAAUAUGAAGACAGGCUAAUGUCUCUUCAGAAGGAGGCCGCGCAGCAAGUGGAGCUCAGAAAAACUGAAACGACUCUGCAUGAACUCCAGGCAAAGCUAAAAGAAGCAGAAGAGCAAAAUGAAACCCUCCUCACAGAAAUAAAUCGUCUGAAAGAUGAAAUGAGUGAAAGAGAUGCUCAGCUCAGCCAGCUUUCUAGUAAGGUCCAGAACUCUUCAGAGCCUGAAGUCCAGGUGGAGAGUAGCAGCUUGAAUCAAACAAUGAGCGCCAUUGAACAUGAAGUAGCUAACCACUCUCCUAUGCCAGAAGUGGAGGAUGUUGAUGAUCAGACUUUGCAAACUCUUAAAAGCAAACUAAGCCAUAUGAAGAACGAGAAAGAGAGGAUCCAGAAGGACUUUACCAGGUUACAGAAGGACAUGAGACAGCUGAGGAAGGAGCAUGAACACGAUCUGGAGUAUCUGAAGAAAGAGCUGCAGGAAGAGAAUGAGAAAAGGCUAAAGGUGGAGCUGGAAGAUGUGGAAAUGAAGCACAACUCUGCUAUAAAGCAGCUUAUGAGGGAGUUCAACUCACAGAUGGCUUUGAAGGAGAAGGAGCUCGACUCUGCUGUGAAGGAGACCAUAGCCAAGGCCCAGGCAGUGGAAGCUGAGCUCAUCAGUGGUCAUAGAGACGAGGCCAGCCAGCUGAGGAAGGUGAUUUCCCAGAAGGACGACGAUCUGCAAAGAACUGUGCAAAAAUAUGAGCAGGUUAUACAGGAUCGAGAGGAGGAGAUGGGAGACAGAGUUUGGCAGGUUCAGAAACAGCUAGAAGAGCUUCAGUCACGCUGCCAGAGCACUUCAGAGGUUACCCCUGAGGACCUAAAGGCUCAGCUCGCUGAGAAGACGACCCUCCUGAGCGAGGCUCGGCUGAAAGAGCAGGAGUUUGUUGAGAGGAUUAACUCUCUUGAAGAUAAGAUCAAAUUUCUCCACCGCAGUCCUGUUGUAACUCAUCUUGGGGGGACAUACAAAGAUCCUGGAAUUAAAACCCCAGAUUCUCUGUCAGAGUCUACAGAGAUUGAGUACUUGAGGAAGGUGUUGUUUGAAUACAUGAUGGGACGGGAAACAAAAACGAUGGCUAAGGUGAUUACUUCUAUGCUCAAGUUUUCUCCAGAUCAAGCACAAAAGGUUUUGGAGAAAGAAGACUCCAAACCAAUACCUUGGUUACGAUGAUUUUGUUUGCUUUGAGAACUUCAUGAUGAAGAUAUGCUGCUGAUGGGGAAAGCUGCCAUGGAUUAUUUGGAGUCCUUCCCUCUGAAUCAAGUCUUUUUAUGUUUGUGUGUAAAGUUGUGUGUUUGUGAGCACAUUCUGGGGUAUAUGUGUGUUUGUGUGUGUGAGAGAAGUUUGUGAAAAUUCAUUCAAAUGUACGAGGGAAUAGUUUUGUUUUUUUUUUGACGGAUACACAAAUCCUCUAUAAUCCAUCUCUACUUAAACUAUAAUUUAUGUUUUUAAUAAUAUUAUGGGUUAUUUUAGGAUGUUUAUAUUAAAAAAAAAGGCUUGUGCAAUAAAUGAUAUCACACACUAA